AAUGCCUGCGGAUGCACCGCCCGCCGAAUAUAUGACGCCUCCGUUUUCCACAUUUCUGGUCUGUCCUCUCUCUCUCUCUCUCCUCAAUCCCAAACUGCUAUUCUUCUUCGACGCGUUCGAAAAGCUCUCUGAUUCUUCGUUGACUCUUAAUUCUUAUCAAUGGAGUCAUCGAUGAACGGCGAAUUGCAGCUGGAGCCGUCGGAAGUGCGGAAUCCUAGUGAUUCUGAUCCUCUACUUAAGAAUUAUGAGGCGAAAUCGUUGUCUGCUAGCCCAAGCGAGAUAGCACAUGAAGAUGCUGAAGCUGGUUCGCUCCCUUGCUGUCGCAUUUGCCUCGAGUGUGACGGCGAAGAAGAUGAUGAAUUGAUAUCUCCAUGCAUGUGCAAAGGCACCCAGCAGUUUGUUCACCGGUCAUGCCUUGAUCAUUGGCGUUCUGUUAAGGAAGGAUUUGCUUUCUCUCAUUGUACAACAUGCAAAGCUCAAUUCCAUCUUCAAGUUGAAUUGUUUGAGGACAAUGCCUGGCGCAAAAUAAAAUUCAGAGUUUUUGUCGCAAGGGAUGUUUUCCUUGUAUUUUUGGCUGUACAAAGUUUAAUUGCUGCAUUGGGUGGCUUGGCAUACUUUAUGGACAAAGAUGGGGCAUUUAGGAAUUCGUUCAGUGAUGACUGGGAUCGUAUACUAUCAAAGCAUCCAAUACCUUUCUACUAUUGUAUAGGAGUGUUGACCUUCUUUGUGCUGCUUGGGUUUUCCGGGCUGAUACUACAUUGCUUCUCCCUUAAUAGCAAUGACCCACGCAUGGCUGGCUGCCAGAAUUGCUGUUAUGGAUGGGGUAUCUUGGAUUGUUUUCCUGCAUCAAUGGAAGCAUGCUUUGCACUAUUCAUUGUUUUUGUUGUCAUCUUUGCCAUUCUUGGCAUUGCCUAUGGUUUUCUUGCUUCCACCAUGGCCAUUCAGAGGAUCUGGCAGAGACACUACCACAUCCUCACAAAGAAGGAGCUAACAAAGGAGUACAUAGUGGAGGAUCUUUGUGGGUGUUAUAGCCCACCAAAACUGGAUCCAGAACAUGAGGAGCGUCUCAAAAUGCUCAAGUUAUUAUGAGGACUGGGUGAAGAGGGGAACUUGUAAGAUAUCUUAUGGAGUAUUUUAUCUCUUGAGAUGUGAAUGAAUGUCAGAAAUUGCUGAAGCCUGUUGUUGUAAGGGAUGAAAUGAUAAAGUGUAUUGCAUGUAUCGUGAAUAUUUCUUUGAAUUGCUUGGUAUAUACCUACAUACUAAAGCUACAAUGUAUAUUAUUUUGCAAAUUUGUUUCCUCCA
This is a messenger RNA of Malania oleifera, 1302 nucleotides long. RefSeq lists its product as uncharacterized. The coding region runs from base 160 to 1089 and encodes 309 amino acids. Gene Ontology annotation, molecular function: zinc ion binding. The record is from RefSeq and is a predicted model, not a curated record. Lineage: Eukaryota; Viridiplantae; Streptophyta; Magnoliopsida; Santalales; Ximeniaceae. The transcript is spliced from 7 exons.